Molecule: messenger RNA, 1098 nt
Organism: Vigna unguiculata (cowpea)
Lineage: Eukaryota; Viridiplantae; Streptophyta; Magnoliopsida; Fabales; Fabaceae
Gene: HCF106
Product: Bacterial sec-independent translocation protein mttA/Hcf106
Biological process (GO): protein transport by the Tat complex
Cellular component (GO): membrane
Source: RefSeq, a predicted model, not a curated record
GUUGACCAUUGAAUUACAGAUAGGAUUGUUUGUGAGGGCUGGGCAUAGAGUCAUUCAUUGCUUAACAUUCAUCAAUUUCUUAAAACAAAAACAGUGUCCCAGAAAUGACACAAUCCUUGGCAAUGGCUUCUUCAUCACUGUUGUGUCCGAGUGCUGUGUCGCAUACAAAGUUCCGAGCUUUUCAUCUCUCUUCAAUGUUCACUCCACUGGGUCGAGGCCUUUUCUCGCCUUGGAGUGGUUUAAAGCAUUUGGGUAUCUCUGCUAAACCAAAACCUCUUCUUCACAUAGCUAGAAAGGGAGGGUGUAAGGGUAUGGUGGUUUACGCUUCUCUUUUUGGGGUUGGAGCUCCUGAAGCUUUGGUGAUUGGGGUCGUUGCUUUGUUGGUUUUUGGUCCUAAAGGUCUUGCCGAGGUUGCUCGAAAUCUGGGAAAAACAUUGCGUGCGUUUCAACCCACCAUUAGAGAGCUUCAGGACGUUUCAAGGGAAUUUAAGACUACACUGGAACGGGAGAUUGGUCUUGAUGACAAUAUAAGUCCAACGCAGAACAGAUACAACUCUAAUGCAAGCAAUACCAGAUCAACAUCAUCAUCCACUGUUGACCCUAAUGGAACGCCAGAUCCUAAGAAUGCAUACAGCUCUGAGGAAUAUCUUAAGAUUACAGAAGAACAGCUGAAAGCAUCUGCUGCACAACAGCAGGAGCAAACACCUCCCAAGGAUGAGCCUCAAAUCCAGUCUCCUGCAAAAGAAACAGGCACUGGUGUGCCUCCACAGCAGAAGCCAGAAAGUGAGACGUUGCCUCUGGAUUCAUAGGGAUAUAGGGUGGUAAAGGUAGCUAAUUCAAUUAUCACUUCUGUCCUGAAUGUGGCACUACUAUUGGUAUAAGUGAUGGGAAGGGUCACGCAAUUUUGUUACCAGGCAGUCAUAUUAGAAUUAUGUAAUGGAGAAAACCAUUCACAAGUACUUUGUUUCAUGCUCUAUUUGUAUUGUAGUUAAUGACAUAUGCAUUCUGGAAUUGCUAAGGUUUUAUUCAUCAUACUUACAGGGAUGACAAAUAUUUCUGUAAUUCCGAAUUUCUGUGCAGACACGGGUUUUUUCUUUA